UGUAAACCAUGCAGGUGGACGCUGCUCUUGUGCUCGCCUGUGUCUGGCUCAUGGGGGCGACGGGGACGGUGGCCCGAACAAGGGGUCACAAGCUCGAGACCUACAAACAAACGAGAUCGAGGAGAGAGACCAAAGUGGAGGGUGGAGGUCACAAAUCCGGAAGCCCUAUUUACAAAAGAAGUCCAGACAUGACGAAAUCCCUGAUGACAAAAUCUGAGCAGCUCCUGAGAAUAGAUGACCACGAUUUCACAAUGAGGCCUGCAUUUGGAGGUCCGCCAAUUCCUGUUGGAGUAGAUGUUCAGGUAGAAAGUCUGGACACCAUCUCAGAAGUGGAUAUGGACUUUACCAUGACGCUGUACCUGCGUCACUACUGGAAGGACGAGCGGCUGUCGUUCCCGAGCACCAACAACCAGAGCAUGACCUUUGACAGUCGGCUGGUGAAGAAGAUCUGGGUCCCUGACAUGUUCUUCGUCCAUUCAAAGCGCUCUUUCAUUCACGACACCACCACGGACAACGUCAUGCUGAGGGUGUAUCCCGACGGCAACGUCCUCUACAGUCUUAGAGUCACCGUCACUGCGAUGUGCAAUAUGGACCUGAGCCGCUUCCCGCUGGACACCCAAACCUGCUCGCUGGAGAUUGAGAGCUACGCGUACACUGACGACGACCUGAUGUUGUACUGGAAGAAAGGAAACGAAUCCCUGAACACCGACGACAGGAUAUCGCUGUCCCAGUUCCUCAUCCAGAAAUUUCACACAACCACAAAGCUGGCUUUCUACAGCAGCACAGGCUGGUACAACCGUUUGUACAUCCACUUCACCCUGCGGCGGCACAUCUUCUUUUUCCUGCUGCAGACCUACUUCCCCGCCACUCUGAUGGUCAUGCUGUCCUGGGUGUCCUUCUGGAUUGAUCGCAGAGCCGUCCCAGCCAGGGUGCCGCUGGGCAUCACCACAGUGCUGACCAUGUCCACCAUCAUCACUGGGGUCAACGCCUCCAUGCCGCGGGUCUCCUACAUCAAGGCAGUGGACAUUUACCUCUGGGUCAGUUUUGUCUUUGUCUUCCUGUCGGUGAUAGAGUACGCGGCGGUCAACUAUCUCUCCACGGUACAGGAGAGGAAAGAGAGGAAGCUGAGAGAGAGAUUGCCAUGUACGUGUGGCAUCAGCAACCCAGACGACAUGAUGAUCGACCCCCAGAUCACUGGCUACGGGACGAUGGACGUCAACACCACGGGGAAUUAUGGGAUGCCCGAGAACGGCGGCCGCCAGGAGCGAAUCUUGGCCCAGGUGGCGCUGAACGACCCGCAGAUCACAGGCCAGGUGAAGCCGCCCAGAGGCUACGUGAAUAUUUGGAUAGACACCCACGCCAUAGACAAGUACUCGCGGGUGGUCUUUCCCGGUGCUUACAUCCUCUUCAACAUCAUCUACUGGUCCAUCUACUCGUAACACGGGAUAUCUGCGGGAGUCGGGUACGACGGGGACUCCAGGAACUCAUUUUGUUCAAGUGCGAGCGUAUUUUUUCCGCGUUCGUCAGACGCUGAAAUUGCUCAUAAGAAACUGUGGAGACCACGGACAGACUGGUGAUCACCGCCUUCUCGACUCAAACCUGAAGUCAUAGUUCUGUCCGUCCGUCAAGUCUGUGUGGUUUUAUGUUUUAACUGUCGUGUUGUUGACGGGGACGCUUCGAUGUUGCGAAAAAAAGGGGACCGCGAACAAUUCAGUGACAACGAAACUGAAAAUGGAUUUCUGCUGAUGUUGUUUCUUUUUGCAUUAUAUGAACAAGAUGUGACAAUCAAUCUAAAAAAAACAAACAAUAUUGAACGGGAUAGUGUAAAAGUUUGGAUGCAUUCUAUUGACGAGAUGGAUGGAAACCUCCAAAGUGCGCAAGUUAAUGAGCGAAAAAACAUCGAAAUGAACCAUCUUAUCGAUGUUCACCUGGACUCUCGGUCGUUACUGUUGUGUUUCAAUAUCUCCUGUAAAAUGACAAGAUGUUUUUAUAAAACAAUUACAUUCUUAUGUUUUGUUUCUUUUAAAGAAAUGUGUGGCUAUACCUUUACAAAACAAAAAAAAUCAGAUAAGCUUAAUUCUUCUUUUGCAUCGCGUGAGUAUGAUUCAGUACAUGUUACAAUAUAUUUGUAAACUUUAUAUCAAUUUUGAUGUUGACCUCAUAACAGCAACACAUUUAGUGUGAUUUAGAGUCCAGAUGGGACAAAAGCAGGAACUAUUUCAGUCUGUUGUAGUCACGUAAAAUACAAUCAAAACAAUCACAAAAUACUUCUUAAGUGUCCCCGUCUCUUUUCUUUUUUAUACAGCUGAAGCUUGUUCCCUGUUGUCGUGAGGCUUUAAAGGUUCGCCGUGACCUGCUCGUUGCUCGUUUUUUGUCGUCUUUUACAGGGUUUUACUGGAUGAAGACAUUUUUGAUGGCUCAUAAAAAUGUAUUAACCAAAAAAAUAGGCAUAUACAUUCAAUUGAAUUCUUUCGAGAUGUUAUUAUGUGAGAAAAGCUCAAUAAAUGUUUUUGUUUUCUAAAAA
Solea senegalensis (Senegalese sole) is the source of this 2524-nucleotide messenger RNA. RefSeq names its product gamma-aminobutyric acid receptor subunit rho-1-like. Gene Ontology annotation, biological process: regulation of membrane potential; monoatomic ion transmembrane transport; chemical synaptic transmission. Gene Ontology annotation, molecular function: GABA-A receptor activity; neurotransmitter receptor activity; extracellular ligand-gated monoatomic ion channel activity. Lineage: Eukaryota; Metazoa; Chordata; Actinopteri; Pleuronectiformes; Soleidae. The transcript is spliced from 10 exons. The coding region runs from base 9 to 1439 and encodes 476 amino acids. The record is from RefSeq and is a predicted model, not a curated record. Gene Ontology annotation, cellular component: GABA-A receptor complex; neuron projection; synapse.